This is a messenger RNA of Nerophis lumbriciformis (worm pipefish), 1409 nucleotides long. RefSeq names its product F-box and leucine-rich repeat protein 22 (gene fbxl22). Gene Ontology annotation, biological process: SCF-dependent proteasomal ubiquitin-dependent protein catabolic process. Gene Ontology annotation, molecular function: protein binding. Lineage: Eukaryota; Metazoa; Chordata; Actinopteri; Syngnathiformes; Syngnathidae. Gene Ontology annotation, cellular component: SCF ubiquitin ligase complex. The record is from RefSeq and is a predicted model, not a curated record.
CACACACACACACACACACACACACACACGGAAUGAGUCAGUCUUCCAUUUUUUUCCUUAAAACACGAACGUGCGAACUUGCAAGCAGCUGCUGGUGGACUCACUUUUAAAUGGCUAUGUUUUUCUCCUCUGACGCUUUAUAUCCACACCACUUUUAAUGAGCUCACAUUGCCUCAUGAUGUUUGCUCACCCACAAAACUAGUUAAGGACAUGGUGACACGAUAGCAAGUAGAACAGGACAUGACUGGCAAUGGAGUUGGGGGUUAUGACUCUGCUCUAAUGACAGACCUUCAAAGUAGGAUCUAUCACAUGCCUGCGUUUCACCAAUCAAAUGCAGUCACUGGUGACGUUUCACCAAUCAAACAGAGCCAGGCGGUCACAUGAUUAACUGCACAUAAAGUUUCAGCGGCAACAAGCUUAAGCUUACAUGAACUCAACGUCAAAUUUGAGGAAGCACAUGGCGGCCCGUCUGCGUCUCAGGGACCAGGCCUCGCCAUGCAUCUCCACCAGCUCAACCGGGAGUGUCUCCUGCACCUUUUCUCCUUCCUGGACAAGGACAGCCGAAGGAGUUUGUCUCUUACCUGCGAGCGGCUGCGUGACGUCUUCCUGGACCCCCGCCUGUGGAACCUGCUCCAUUUCUGCUCGCCCUCUGAGCUGAGGAGGGACAACUUUGUGCUGGGAGUCUCCUUGCGUCACCUGUCUGUCUGCUGGUACUCCAGCAGGGUCCUGAAGGUGUGCAACAUCGAGGACUGGCUGAAGAGCUCCUUUCAGAGGGACAUCUGCAGAAAACAUGAGGGAUUGGUCAGCACCUUCCUGGCUCAUGUCUGCCGCAUGUGCCCUAACCUGCUCUCCUUGAAGCUGGCCGGCUGCGGUCACAUCACAGAUCAGGAUGUCGUCUCGCUGUUGCAGAGCUGCAGGAAGCUGCGCCGCCUCCAGCUGGAGAACUGCGUCCGCGUCACGGACGGCGUCCUGGACGGCUCGGUGGCUCACGGCGCCGCCCUGGAGGAGGUGAAGGUGGACUUCUGCAGGAACAUCACGCCGGAGGGGCUUAGGGCGGUGCGGGAGAAGAGGCCUGGCGUCCGACUGAGCGCGGAGAGGAGUGCGACCAUGAUGCCAGACAGCAAGCCUGAGGAGAAGGUGGCGCUCAGGAGAAGCUUGCAGAAACUUCUGCAAUUCUCCUGAGAGCAGAACGCAUGUUUUUACAGGAAUUUGUUUACAAAACCCAAAAGCAGUGAAGUUGGCACGUUGUGUAAAUGGUUGAUUCGCAAAUUCUUUUCAACUUAUAUUCAAUUGAAUAGACUGCAAAGACAAGAUAUGUCAUGUUCAAACCUUAUUUAUUUUUUAAAAUAAUCAUUACCGUAUUUUCCGCACCAUAAGGCGCCCUGGGUUAUAAGCCGCGCCUUCAAUGA